Emericellopsis atlantica is the source of this 6229-nucleotide messenger RNA. RefSeq names its product negative regulator of mitosis. NCBI's taxonomy places the organism in Eukaryota, Fungi, Ascomycota, Sordariomycetes, Hypocreales, Bionectriaceae. The transcript has a single exon. Gene Ontology annotation, molecular function: molecular adaptor activity. The record is from RefSeq and is a predicted model, not a curated record. Gene Ontology annotation, cellular component: anaphase-promoting complex. The coding region runs from base 190 to 5973 and encodes 1927 amino acids. Gene Ontology annotation, biological process: protein K11-linked ubiquitination; metaphase/anaphase transition of mitotic cell cycle; anaphase-promoting complex-dependent catabolic process.
UACCUGAAGGCUGACGGAUACAGCUUCAUCCCUGCAAGCUAUGCCCCACUAACUCACCACCCACCCUCGACCACAUCCCACCACCAAGGGAUCCGAACGCGUCGCAAACACGCGUCGUGGAGCUUCAAAAAGCAUCAAGGACCUCUUUCGACCAUCACGACCGAUUGCAGCUUAUGGAGCCCACGCGUCAUGGCCUCGGUCGAGUCCCUAGGGCUGCACCAACCCUCGGGGCUUCAGUACGCCAUCAACGAGCAACUACUUCCGCCCAACCCACCCUCGAGCGCAUAUGAAUGGCACAUUUCGACCGACGAUACGAACGGGGAACAUGUCGAGGAUGAAUUGUUGACAGCAAAGAACACGGUCAUCUGGUCGAGAGGUGGCCUGGUCCGGAAGAGCUACAAUUUCGACGUCGAGAAAGAGUCCAUCACCCAGGCGCUCUUCGCACACUUCCCAGCUCCAGAAGACAAUAAAAGACGAGCAAACGAUUCUCCAAAGCUCGAAAAGGCUCUGGUCGUCAUCCUUCAGACACAAGCUCGCAUAUACUGUCUCUCGGGCACCAGCCAUGUCGUCCACAUACCCUUCCCAGUCGAGUUCGCCUGCGCGGCACCCAUUGGCAUCAUCCUGCAGCGACGACCUGCACCCGCCAAUGCAUCAGCGGUCGCGCUCAACGUCCCUCGUGUGACGCAGAGUUCACUUGUCUCAUCGCAUCUAUCAGCCUUUCAAGCGUCUCAGAUAUCGACCUUCUCCAUCGAGAAUAUGGGCAACGUGAGGCCACUCAGAUUUGGCAUGGGAUCGACGGUCGGCCACGAUGACCAGCAAAAACCAGUGGCCGACUCCCAAUGGCCACGCUUGAUGAGUCUGAAGGAUCCUGUGCUGGAGCUCGGUCUCGUCGUCAGGGAAGCUGAACCCGACCCCAAGAAAGGACGGAGAAAACAAUCCAAAGCGCCAAGCUUCCUUCACUCGUCCGAAGAGCUGCUUCAUAUCGAGCAGAUCAGCAUUGUCGGGGCAGAAUCUGUCACUUUGGUGGUUACGCUCAAUCGCGAGACGAACUCAUUCACUGUAUGGCGCCUAACAUAUCUCGACCCUUUCGACCCCUUUAUCAAAAAGUCGAACAAGGUGGAGCGGCGAAAGUCGCACAGACGAAGUUCUAUGCAGCCGCCGCUGAGCAGUGGUACCUCGACGCCUGCGCAUGCAGGGGGCCGCGACAGCUUUGGCGCCCCUUUACCAGGAAAACGACCGCGCAAGACGGAAAAGAUCGAGAAACCGCUCGAUCUGGUGAUGUCGCUGGAACAGCAAGACCACGAGACCAACAAGGCCACGCGCCGAAGCUCCCGAAGAGUCAGUUCCAUGCUGGCACGAGCUGACUUGUCAGCGUCCCAUGAACGACAUGCUUUUGGUGAUCAGUCUGUUGGCGCAGGACAUGGCUCCACACGGCGAGGAGAGUCUUUUGGUGCCAACGCACGCUCGAGUGUGCAUGGAAGCCAGAUACGCCCCAGCCUGGGAAGCCUGCUUGAGGCACCCUUUGACGUUGGUCUCGACGAGGGGUUCCAUAACAUGGGCCUGGAAGACCACGAGAUCGAUGGCCUGCAGCGGGAGGUCAAGCUAGCGAAGAUUCACAGCAUUGAUUGGGAGAGUCAUGCAUUUCACUACCAAGCUGGCAGGUCAACUCGGAAGCCUCAGCCAAAAGUGUUCAUCCUGAAAGCACCGCCCUUUGAAAGCAAUCACAAUUCCGUGCGGCAGCUUCUUGUUGGUGUACAGGAUCCGACCGACAAGCACCUGCAGUUCAUGGCGCUCCAGCUCCAACUGAAGCCGAAGAGCGCCAAAAGCAAAGGCCCCGUAACGGGGGACCUUGGGGUCAUGCAUGUUUCGUUGCUUCCGGGGGAACUGAGGGUCGCUCAUAAUGUGAUGGACUCUUGCAAAGUUGUCGAUGGCGACGAGUCCGCAGUCCUUGUGCUGUCUGAAUCUGCCGAUGGACGGCACGAGCUGACCCUUCAAGCGCCAUGGCGGGAGCUGACGAGGAUACCUUUGACCAUGCUGCUUGUUGAAAACACCAAGAGCUUGCAGUAUGUAGCUAGAAGCAUCGAUCGGGACGUCAAGCACCUCAAGUCGGAAGUUAUCGACCCAAGCAACGGCAGUAUCGUGGGCAUCCGGCAUAGUCGGAGCCGCGGUGUGGUCGAUGUUGUUGACUCGCAGGGCAGGCUACACCAGCUCAGGAUUCAGUUGCAGCCUGUCACUCCACUGGUGAGACGCGUGCUGGCGGUCUGCAAAGGUGCACUGCCAGAUGGCGUCGGGGAGCGCAUCCAAGCCGGCUGGUUCCAUACCAUGCAGUGGCUCUCGGGCCGCGAUGACAAUGUUGCUCAUGUAGAAUGGUCUGCGACCGUCAUAUUGCUGCUAGCCAUGUAUCUCAACCUGGGCCGCACGGAUACCACUGCCUUCACAACGACACGAUUGCCUGUACGAAAGAGGCGGACCGUGUCUGGGUCUUUUGGACCGAUCCGCGAGUCCGAUGACUGGAAAGCUCUGGAGAUGGGAGAAACGGUCAACUCGCACGGCUGCCCGCCGUGGCUGAUGAACAAGGGAUGGGAGUGGGCAUUGGACGAGGACUUGGACGAUGCGAUGUCGCCUCAUGGAGAACUGAGCCCGGCUCCGAAAUUCAUGAGCCGUCACAUUACCCUGGCCAAGGAGUUUCUAUCCGCUGCAGCUGGCGAGUCUGCCACAGGCCCAGGAGGCUACUUACCUACGGCCCUCAGCAGAACCCCAGAGUCGAGGAGAAAGAACGCGACAGAUAUGUUCCUGGCGCUCCAUCUUCUGCUCGAGGAGAUGAAAUUGGACAUCACCAUCCCUGAAACUGUUUCCCCUGGCAGGGUUGACCUUCGCGUCAUGCUAUGUCAAAUUGGCCGAUGGCUUUGCUGGGAGAGCUUCUGGACGGUACACGAGGUUGGGAUACAAGAAGACAUUGAUCAUCGUCAUGACACCGACCUCCAGGUGCAGCCCCCUAUUGAGGAACCGGUUAAGCGACCAGACAUAUUGCAAUGGAUUCAGGGCCAGUUCACACAGACUGAGCGUGAGCCCUACUUUACACCAGCCGAGAUGUUCUAUCUAAGUUGUGGCAUGAGCGAAACCGACCUCAAAUGGGACUUGCGAUGGAACGACAUUUUCCCUCGGACGCUCGUCUUUAAGCGCUUCUUCAAAAGCCUGAAGCGAAACCCUUCCGCCGUGGACAUGGUGGAGGCCAUGGACGAGUGUGGCAUGAUACCCUCAUUUCUUGAUACACUGCCUGAAGCAGUGUUGGUACCUUUGCAAGACGCCAUCUCGCAGUGUCAACCGCAUCCGCCAUCGACGUGGUCUAGCAGCCUUCUCCAUUUGGUGAAGAGGAAAGACAUUGCCCGAAUCCUGACUCCUGACGAGCACAAGCGGCCUCCAAAUGCGAAUCUACUAGCACCGACUCAUGCAGCUACAUGGGAUUUCAAGCUUCUCUGCUCUAGUGUCGAGGAGGCCAAUGCUCUUGCACCCGAGGAAGGCGAAGGCACUGAACGACAAGCUGUUAUCCGCGCCUUGUUCAAGGAUGAUCGACGUCUGAACGAAGUGCAGGAACUGCUAUCCACGCACAAAGCCCGCGCAGUACAUUUUUCGGCACCAUCCGACGUGCCUGAGAGUGUCCACUUGGAGAAGCAAAAGGACUUUGUUGCCAGAGUCGCGCUCGGCACCUUGGCCAUACCCUCUGGUCGGGGUCUCUUGUUCUAUGGGCUGCGCCACCCCAUCCUCACACAAAGACUGCAGAUCAGCGGCUUCAACCUGCACUGCGUAGUCAAACCUGCCAACGUUACGGUGGCCGUUGACAAGAGCCACUUUUCCGAGGACAAGGUAUCUUGGGCUUUCUUCCACCAGGGCGUGGCAGCAGCGUUGGCGGUGUCACCCGAAGCAAAGGGCAUUGAUUCAUCGUGGAUCAUCUUCAACAAGACGUCGCAGGAACUCGGCAACCGUCACGCCGGCUUCUUACUCGCGCUGGGGUUGAAUGGUCACCUAAAAGGUGUGGCCAAAUGGGUCGCGUACAAAUACCUUACCCCGAAGCACACCAUGACCUCGAUCGGUCUCCUCUUGGGCUUCGCGGCAUCUUACAUGGGGACUAUGGACUCACUGAUUACCCGUCUGCUGUCGGUGCAUGCUACGCGCAUGCUACCCCGGGGUUCUGCUGAGUUGAAUCUAUCACCCCUCACACAAACCUCUGCCCUCCUCGGCAUCGGUCUACUGUACUGCAACAGCCAGCAUCGCCGUAUGAGCGAGAUCAUGCUCUCCGAGAUUGAGCAUAUUGACGUCGAAGAUGAGCAAGAGCCCUUGCGGAGCGAGUGUUAUCGCCUAGCGGCUGGUUUCGCUUUGGGAUUCAUCAACCUCGGCAAAGGCAAUGAUCUCAAGGGCCUUCAUGACCUGAAAGUCACCGAGAAGCUCAUUACACUUGCUACGAUGACAAAAAGUGUCGAAAUUGUCCAUAUCCUGGACAGAGCCGCUGCUGGCGCGGUGAUGGCUAUUGCUUUCAUCUACAUGAAGACGGAGGAUGCCAGUGUAGCACGCAAAAUCGACGUGCCCGACUCCAUCCUGCAGUUCGACUACAUCCGUCCAGACAUCUUGCUGCUGAGGACGAUGACCAAGAACAUCAUCAUGUGGUCCAAGAUCCAGCCGACAUUCUCUUGGAUCUCCAAGAGUCUACCCAGCGUCUAUCGAUCUCGGCACAGGCUACAAAGCACGAAUGGGCUUCGGUCGACGGAUCUGCCGCUCUUCAGCAUUCUGGCUGGCGUCUGCCUCUCCAUCGCCCUGCGCUUUUCCGGCAGCGCAUCGAUCAAAGUGCGUGACCUUUUGCUGCACUAUCUGGACCAGUUUAUCCGCAUCACACGGAUACCUUCGUCCGUCACGGAUCCAGAGCUUAGCCCUCCUUAUGACGAAGAGCUUACACGCUCUAAUGCGCGCAUGUGUCAAGACGUCCUGGCGCUUUCGCUGUCUAUCGUUAUGGCUGGCACGGGCGAUAUACCCGUUCUUCGUCGUCUACGGUCUCUUCACGGGCGAGCCGACGCAGAAACGCCCUAUGGAUCCCAUCUAGCCGCUCAUCUGGCCAUUGGCGCCUUGUUUCUCGGCUGUGGCACCGUCACGUUCGGGAACAGCAACCAAGCUAUUGCCGCCCUUCUCAUUUCCUUUUAUCCCAUCUUCCCGACGGAUGUGAUGGACAAUCGCUCCCACUUGCAGGCCCUGCGACACUUCUGGGUUCUCGCCACCGAGCAACGCUGUCUCGUGGCCAAGGAUAUCCUGACAGGCCAGCCCGUCGCAGUGGAUGUACAGAUACGUCUCAAAUCCCGCCACGUAGAGUCAUCCCUUUACCGCACGACGCCCUGUCUCCUUCCACCACUGGAGCAGAUUGAGAGCCUCUCCACAAAUGGGGGACCCGAAUUCUGGGACAUCACCGUGGACUUCAACCGAGCCGAAGUGCGCGAGGACUUUGCCAAGACGCAGAGUAUCUAUCUCCGUCGUCGGCCACCUCACGAAGGAGCCUUCUCCUCGACCCUCAGGGCUUUAGGGACUGCAAAGAAGGGCAACACGCCUCUCGAGUGGCUCUUCAGUCUCGAUGCGCUGAAAGAAAUAACGCAUGCGGAGCGUGCGGCAAUGCUACAGGCCACGUCUGGAGAGGAAGAAGAAGAGCGGGAGACGGGUUGUGCUGUCGACGCACGUUUGGAGUUGAACAGGGGCAUCAGUGAAGCCACCGACCGUGAAAGGAUGGAGGGCGCCAGACUUUUGUUCGAGUGGGGAAGCGUCAGAGAUAGAAUGCUCAAGGGUGUCGACGUGGGCGACAGCAUGUCCACGGAGAAGAAUGAAAGUAUGCGGACCCAGGCGGGUAGAGGAGACGAGGGGACGUGGUGGAUGAGGGACAGUGUUGUCGAGGCACUCAAGGGGCAGGUCAUGUUGACGGGCAGAGAGCUCGAUGAUUAGAAGACAGUGCCGAGCGAGUGUCUUUCCAAAACCUAGAAUUUCUAAGAAAGACUUCGUCAUAUUCCACUUGAUGAUGCCCACUUCAACGUGUGGAAGCAACCAACUUUCGGUCCUCAUAAGAGUCCUUGGAUAUGACCACACCCACGUAUGUUGACAAACAUACCAGAAAGCAAUCGGCAAUAAAUUGGGCAAGUAACCGUCACGCCCGGCGAUUUGUCCGUUCCUCCUUUCCCGACGCCUCUUAUUGAGUCCGGGC